GAAACCACCAGUUUUACACCAACAUACACUGAACAACGUACUCAAGCACUGGUAACAGGCUCUAGUACAACAGAGAACAAAGGAACAACUACUCAGGCUUCUGAGAUAAUGACAACCGUACUUCCUGACUCACAAGCUACAGUUUUACAACCCAACUCAAGUACUACUGUUCCCAGCCGUACAUCUUCUUCUUUCUCCUCUUCAACCACAUCUGUGACCUAUUUAACUGAUACAUCCACCAGUGAAACAACAAUUGUAGGCUCUGUCACAAGUUCUCCUACAUCGUCAGCAACAGUUAGUUUUUCUUCAUCAAUUACUCUCCCCACAAAUUUGACAUCCUCUUUGACAACAAUUGUGUGCCAAGAUUUUGCCUAUGGAGACUCAUGUUCUUAUGGAGAAAACAACACUGUCCCAAUCAUUGAUACUGCACCCGUGCGCAAAGUAAACAUUACUUUCAAAUUCAACAUCACUUUUAUCCAGGCUUUUCUUAAUUUAACUUCACCUGAAUCACAGAUAUUCAUCAACAAAUUAGAAGCACAGCUCAGAAGCCUGUGUAGACAAGCAGAUCCCCAGGCCUAUAAAACAGUUAAAGUAAUCAAAUUAAGUGAAGGAAGUGUUGUUGCAAAGAGCCUGGCGGAGUAUCAGUAUCAAAACAAUGAAACUCAAAUCGAGUUUAUUAACACUCAUCUUAGUGUGGUUUUGAAGAAUAUCCUACAAAAUAACCUCAACAAAAUUUCUUUGGCUUUUGGUAAUCAAAGUGUGGAGUUAAAUGAUCUCAGCUUUGAGGCACCUGCCAUUACUAAUAUCACAGAGUUGAAGCCUUUUAUUAACUGCACUCAGUUUGCUAAUUACACUGAAGAGAUUACUAAUGGUCAAUGGCAGUGUGUUGGACCAUGCAAAAUAAACCCUGAUUACUGCAAUGGACACGGAGAAUGUUUAAAUGACAUUUACACAGGCCCAGUCUGCAGGUGCUACGAAACCAGCCUGGAGCAGUUUUAUGGUCCACAAUGUGACCUUUUCCGCCGAGGUCCAGGUUUCUAUGGAGCACUGUUUGGCUCACUCGCAGUAGCGCUCCUGCUCUUCAUUAUAAUCGUCAUCGCUGUCAUUUUCAAAAGGAGACAUACGUAUACUUGGAAAAGGAGCAACUCUCAGAGGAGAAGAUUGUCUUUUCUUGAAGGAGAUUUCUUUGACUUCACUGAUACACGAAUUUCCAACUUGGGACUGGCAGGCACUUAUAGAUCAGAAAACAUUUAGAAACUGAUAUAUUCACUAUAUUAUAUAAAAUUAAGCAAUUAGUUACUGUUUUAAUCGCUAAUAAUCUUACUUAAAGAUUAGUAAGAACUAUCAUCUUUUAAUUUUAAAACAUUUUGAAGUUGUUUUGCUAUUUAUCAUUUAUUUAUAAGAACUUAAAUUUAAUGCAUAUGUUUUUGCACGUAUAUUAUUUUCCACACCAACAUAUCAUGGAGCACCAUUUCUCUUUUUAUCCUAUCUUGACAUAUCUUUCUCAGCACUGUUCAAAUAGUAAAAAUAAUAAUAAAUCUCUUUUAACCUAAAGUUUUUGCCUGGAAAAUCUACAUUUUCUGAAUGCACAAACUGAGAAACCCACUGUAUUAUCUAUAGAUAAUUUUGUUAAAUAACAAGUUAAGUUUGUCUUUAGUGUUAUUAAACAAUAUGCAAUAUGGGCUAGCUACUGCUUAUACUCUAUGAUAUAUCUCUAUUGAGCUUGUUACAAUUAACAUCUAACAGUAGUGAAACACAAAAAAUGCUUACUGUAGCAUUCAAAUACACACAUUUGCAUAUUUGUUAAACAUCUGUCCAGUUAAAAUGUUACACAGUAUCUAUGCAAUGGUUUUACUGUAUCAGAUAGGUGCUUCUGUUUUUUGUUCGUUUUUGCUUUUUAAACAGCAUCUCUAUUUUUAUCCAUUAAAAAAAACAAAAAAACUUUGACACCCCAACAAGAAAAUAAUCCAGACUAGGGCUCUGCAGUCCACAGUCACCUGCCACUAGAUGGCAUAGAUGUGCUUAUUUUAAGUGUUUCGCUUUUGAAGAGUCAAAGGAGAAAGACACACAGACCAUGGCCUUUAAUGGAAUUUUAAGAUAUUUUUUUUCAUAGAAAGGAAAUCAAACUACUUUUGCAUGUAUUUGCAGCUGAUUCAUAAUAGAAAAACAAACUUAACUUUGGUUCUUUUGAGAUAAGCCCUUGAUUUGGUUUUGUCUCCACCUAGUGCCUCAAUAGAGGUGGUACACUGAGCAAGUUCUUUACCUUUGCUUGAUGUUCUAUAUUUCCUACACAGGUACUGUGACCUGAAUAAAAUUUAACUAGCAGCACUGCAGCCCGAGUUAAAUAUUUACAAAUCACCUCACAGCAAACGAUAAGAAAAUUUACGCCUAAACAUGAAGUUAAUGCAAACAAUGGAACUUAUUUUUUAGUCUAGCUUCAUGAUUUUUGUUUUGUGUGUGUAUGUGCGUUCCUCUGUGUGAUGGAGUAGAGGAAGACACACAAUCCAUACUUCUCCAUCCUCUCUUGAAAAUAUAUGAGAUUGUGGAUAGUCUAGCUAUAGAUAUACUGCAUCAUCAGCACUUCUCCAAUAUGACCAUUCCUACUUUUUAUUUCUAUAGUGUAGACCUAUGAAGUCCUACAGAAACACCUAAACAUAUAUGGGCUCUUUAACACAAAGAACUGUAGUGUAACCAGCAAAGUAGAAUUUGUAUAGCAAUUAAGGGAAUAAUUACAAAAAUCAUAAUAUUUUUAUCACAGAAAUUAGUUUAUUUCACUCAUUAAUGCCUCCAGAGUGCCAGAGUUUAAUUAAUUGAGGCAGGAAAUGUAUUUGAUGAGAAACUGAAAGAUAAGCCAUACAUAUUGUAUG
Molecule: messenger RNA, 2867 nt
Organism: Haplochromis burtoni (Burton's mouthbrooder)
Lineage: Eukaryota; Metazoa; Chordata; Actinopteri; Cichliformes; Cichlidae
Product: mucin-3B
Exons: 8
Coding region: 109-1254 (381 amino acids)
Source: RefSeq, a predicted model, not a curated record